Messenger RNA from Pocillopora verrucosa, 746 nucleotides. RefSeq lists its product as uncharacterized. The record is from RefSeq and is a predicted model, not a curated record. Lineage: Eukaryota; Metazoa; Cnidaria; Anthozoa; Scleractinia; Pocilloporidae.
CUCAUUCAGUGUACACUUCGUUUUCUUGAACACGGAUUUCCAAUAUAAAAACUUCUUUCUCACCUGCCAAUAUGAAAUCGUAUUUGUUUAUUUACUUUUUCGCUGCUACGCUUUUGGCUACCCAAGGCCAUUACGCUUCGAGGGAUUUUUACAACGACGAAGUUCACGAAGCCCUCGAAAGAAUACCAGAUGAACCUAAACUGCCGAGUUUUGAAGAAAAGCUUAUUGAUGCACGAAUGGUUCAAGAGGACAGUCAUAAUAUGAGUUGUGACUGUGCUAGCGAGUGUAACAAGCUUAACGUUAGCAGGUUGCCGCACGAUGUUCGGGACGAGGACAAAUACCUUAGCUACGAAAACUACCCAGUGUUAUGCCGUGAUGCUGCAGCAAUUUAUCUGCCGCGCCCUCCGCUCGCAAACGAACCGGCCAAGAAGUACGUCUGCAAGCAAGUGUUUGACUGCUGCCGAAGUUGUAACCAUUAUUUUUACACUUGUAUCAAUGACUCCAAUAACGAAUAUGGUCUGUGCAUGCGCGGGGCUUAUAAGUGUAUGUGUGACUGCAUUGAUAACAAAUCCUUCAACGAACUCCCUCAUAUGCCCUGACUGAGAAUCUACACUUUGUAAUAGGCACUGCUAUCUAAGACAGUAACGUAACUAAAGUCAGUUCGAGGUUCGAGUCGAUCGAUUUCUCUGUUUUGUAUCGCUGUUCAUUGCUCUAGAGCUUCUGAUAAAAACUUUGCUGUUUUGAUA